Molecule: messenger RNA, 3336 nt
Organism: Dreissena polymorpha
Lineage: Eukaryota; Metazoa; Mollusca; Bivalvia; Myida; Dreissenidae
Product: peptidyl-prolyl cis-trans isomerase FKBP8-like
Exons: 10
Coding region: 145-2256 (703 amino acids)
Molecular function (GO): protein binding
Source: RefSeq, a predicted model, not a curated record
GGAAACACACAGGCGUGACCAAAUCAGCAAAGGGGGUAUACAGAGCUGAAAGAACAAAGCUAGUUUUAUAGUUCAAAUGGACAUACAAAUAUGUUGACAUAAGUCCGAAUAGCUGUGUGCGCUGUAUAAUUUGCAACUUUGACCAUGGCUGUUUCCCUGAUGGAUGUGGGUGAAGUGGCAGAAAUUCUUUCUGGUUUAAAUAGCAUGUACGGAGAGAUGGGCCUGCCUCCUGACAUUCCACCAAAAGCCAACUUCAAACUGGACGUCACACAGCACUCCAGUGUUCCAUUCGACUACAGCACCCUGGAUUUUUCUCAGAAAUUGGAGGAGGCGAAAAAGAAAAAAGAGAGUGGGAAUUAUUUCUUCAAAAGAAAAGGGUAUAAACAGGCUAUAAACUUGUACACUCAGGCCUUGAAGAUCAUAGACAGUAAAGUGAGUUCUUACCAGCUACAACAGGUGCUAGAGCUCAGAUCUGUUGUACAUUGCAAUGUCUCUACCUCCCUCUUCAAGUUGUCAGUAUUCGAAGAUGCCCGCCAAUCUGCGCAGAAGUCUGUCAAAAUACAGCCAUCUAACGCUAAGGCAUACAUUCGCCUUGGACAGGCUGAAGAGAAGCUUGGAAAUCCUGAAGAAGCCAUUAAAGCAUAUAAGAAAUCAUUAAGUUUUGAUGCUACAAAUCGGUGGCUGUACAACGAGUGUUUGCGGCUGUCCAAGGUGAGCCAGAAAACCAAGGAGAACCAACAGAAGAUGUACUCUAAGAUGUUCUGGGGCUCCAAUCCACCACCUGUCAAUGAAAAACAAGAAAAGAAACCAGGACCAAGCUCUCAGAUGGCGGAAGGUGGCUCAUGUCGUGAUAAACCAGAACCUGAAUUUGUUCCCCGUCCGAGCGGACUUCACUGUCGCAACUCUCAAGUUCAGUGUGAAAAUGGCUCCCUAGAGAUAUGCUCUCUGAUGAACUGUCUCGGUUAUGGGCCUCAAAUCACACAGGCACGGAGGGACGCAUACAGGGAGCAUGAUAGGCUGUGGACUGCUCAAAAGUCUGGUAGUGUAACGAGAAUCACUACGGGUAGCAAGGCAGAGGGGCUGACAGGCUUCAGUGAAAGUGACUUUGAUUAUAUGUUUAUUGUAGAAGGCAUCAUGUGUUUAGAAAAUGUUUUUCAUUCUGACGAAUUAUCAAAGGAGACUUAUGUGUUUACAUUAGACACCGGCGUGUGCUACCACGGACACGCUAGGCUUAAUUUAUUGGAGCGACGUGGUGCCAAUUAUUCAUCACACGUGCGUGAUGCUCUGUGUAAGGAUGAAAAUGGGCGUGAUAUUCUGAGCAGUGCUGAAUUUCUUCGUUCUUACAGUGACGCAAUUGGUCCGACAGAUGUGGUUCGCCAUGAACGUGCAGGACCAUCACUGCCACUUUCAUUAGAGGCAUGGCAUCAUGACAAUGUAUUUUCGUUACGCUGUCACUGUCCUUGUAUACUAUUGAGAUGGGCAGAGCGAAGUCGUCAUUGGCCACCACCGGAUAUCGUUCACAAAGUCGUAACUAUGGGAGCAUUUGUGGUACCUGUUGGUUUUAAGGGUAGUGACUAUCAACAUUUAGAAUGGAGGAUUGGUUUUAAUACUGGGGAGAAUGAACUUAUGAGAAGUCUUAAUAACACCCAGGUUUACAUUUAUAUUUUGUUGAAAAUGGCUGUUAAGGAUAUUUUAAAGCCAGGCAAGAAAGAAAUUUCAUCAUACACAGUGAAAAACAUUGUAUUGUGGCUUGCGGAGAACAAUCCACAAGCACAGUUCAAUGAAAGCAGUUUGUUGUAUUGGCUUCGGGAAGGAUUAGAUCAACUACGAACGGCAAUAUUAAAGAUUCAACUGUCAUAUUAUAUGAUACCAGAAAGGAAUCUAAUGGAAGCAUGCGGGCUGGAUGAAGAGCAAAAACGUAUCUGGGUAAAUACUAUCACGGACAUGAUGAACGAAUGUUUAAAUACACUACUAAGAUUGCCGAGGAUACGGAAGGCAAAACUAUCGCAUCCAAAGCUACUGAUGUGGUAUAACAAGAAAAUAGUUGAGCUGGAACUGUUGUUUCUAAAGUCCUGUUGCAGAAAUUGUCAGUGCAAGGAUGAGCAUGGUGUGGCCAAUGACUCGGAUCCUAUGAUGCAGGAGAUAAAGAGUCGUAUGCGUAAAAUUACGAGAGAGGUCCACCAUAGGAUGAAUAACAAAGGAAGUAUUGUGGAUGAUUAUGAUUUUUGGAAGAUAUUGAAGAUGAUGCUCAUGUAAUUGUGUUGUAAAUGACAGUAAUUUCAUGCAUAGUACAUGUUCAAACAUUUACAACAGAAAGUAGUUAACUCAGGGUACUUUUAUAUUCGGCAAUAUGAAUGGCGUUAACUGUUUUCCUUCCUAAUUGAUUUAAUUGUUCUGAUGUGUUUUAUUGAAUUUUUUUCUGUUAUGUUUGUGAACUAAAACAACGGUCCUUGCACUUUAAUAAGUGUUCAUAGUCAUUACGUAUCGAGUAAAUGUAUUCAUUGGUAACUUAAUAAUUAUUAUUUGUUACCUAAUCUGAUUUGGAAUGCACUCAUUUAAUCCAUCAAAUGUAUAUACUUAUAGUAUCUUUUUCAUUCGUUUUAUUUGUUGCACGCAUAUUUGUUUGGCAUGCGUUUAUAUGUUCUUUUUCGGCUCACAAAAGUCCUUGCUGGAUUUAAAAGAGACAUUUGUUUCAUAAGACCGUUUAUAUAUUUAGCUAUACAAAUAAAUAUAUCAUGGAUCGUACAAUGCAGAGUAUCGAAAAUGUUCGUUAGUUGAUAUAAUUACAUCUUAGUACAGUAUAAACUACAAGCGAAUCAUUCAGGUGUCUUUCUUUGGUUAUCAAACCUUCUGGUACGAUGUGCCGUUACUUUGAGUGGUAAAGUAUGCCAUUUGAAUGAUCUUGCAUAAUGAAGCUGCGUCUAUGUCUGUUCUAAUGCACACAACGGAUCCAGAUUUCUUGAUGCGCAUAAAUAUUAUACAGGAUAAUAAUAAAUGUACAUAGAACAUGUAAAAUAUACAGUUAAGGAAACGAUUAGGAUUCAAUGUUGCAGCGCUAAGGAGACAUGUAAAUGAGAAAGUUAAGUCGGAUUGGUGAUCUAUUCGAUAUAUAUAUGUAUGGAGACCAGUUGUAUUAUAUUUACUGCAUAAUGGAGACCGCUAGAUUGGGGUAAUUUUUGGUCCGCUUAAUAUUUACCUUCCUAAUAAAUCCGCGUUUAUAUGUUGUUUCAAAUUUCCAAGAACGGGAUGAUAAAUUGUAGCUUAUAUUAGGUAUAUAUUUUGUUUUCUAUUGUUAUUUUAUUGAUUUAUUAAUUAUAAUAAACUAUUUAAUAUCAA